UAUUCAAAAAAGUUAAAUCAGUAUUUCAUUAUCUUUGUCCCCUCCUCUUGCCUGAGAAAAUCAAUAGCUUAUGGUUUACGGAAUUUAAUUUGAGCGAUGAAAGUCAAAUCGUAACACUGCUGCUUGAUUUUGACCUUGUUUAUUUUUCCAAGCUUUCACUACCUGAUCAUCUCAGUUUUGCAGCUCCAUCUCCACUUUAUACGCUUGACUUACAGGGAGGAUAUGCAUUUAUAUAUAUACACCAAGGCAUUGAAGCAGGAAUAGGGCUGUGCGGGAGCUUGGGAAAUACUGUUUCUAUGGCGGAGCAUGUUAAAAUAUUUCAAGGGAUUAGGGCUUACGGUGAUGAAGUCAUUCAUGGCUGCUUUUCAAAGGUUGGUGUUGGACGCCUCAAGGGAUUGGUCUCAACAACUACUACCUUCAUAUUCUUCUUCUUCCUCCUCCUUAUUGCUGCUCUGCUUAACUGGAUGGAUAUUCGGGGCACUUCAAUUGGGCAGUCGAUUUUUUACUCACGAACUUCUAAAACUUAUCAUGAGAGGAUUGAAUUUCCUCUAAAUUGCUCUAAUUCAGUUAAUUUACCCCAAACAUGCCCGGAAAAUUACCCGUCGGUGUUCCAGCCCCAAGAAUCAUCGGCUAGAACUUGCCCAGAUUACUUCCGGUGGAUCCACCAAGAUUUAAAGCAAUGGAAGAGUUCGGGGAUUACAGAAGACAUGAUCGAAAGGGGAAAACCCAGUGCGGAUUUCAGGCUCGUCAUUGUCAACGGAAAGGCCUAUGUGGAGAAGUACAAGAAGCCAUAUCAAACCAGAGAUGUAUUUACAAUAUGGGGCAUUUUGCAGCUUCUAAGGUUGUACCCUGGAAAGGUACCAGACUUGGACCUUUUGUUCUAUAGUGGAGACAAGACUAUGAUCAUGAAAAGAGACUACAAAGGACUCAAUGCUACAUCACCACCGCCGGUUUUUCAUUACUGUGGAGAGAAAGCAGCACUGGACAUUGUGUUCCCUGAUUGGACCUUCUGGGGAUGGGCGGAGGUGAAUAUAAAGCCAUGGGAGGAGACGUUGAGGGCAAUAAAGAAAGGGAGGGAGAGGAUAAAGUGGGAAAAGAGAGAACCUUAUGCCUACUGGAAGGGUAACCCAUACGUUGCUAAAGAUCGGGUAGAACUUUUGAAAUGCAACCUUUCAGAUAAAAACGACUGGAAUGUUCGGCUUUAUAAGCAGGAUUGGGGCAAAGAAAGUCAACAAGGGUUCAAGCAUUCGAAAUUGGAAGAUCAAUGUAGCCAUAGAUAUAAAAUCUAUAUAGAGGGAGCAACUUGGUCUGUAAGUGAGAAAUACAUACUGGCAUGUGAUAGCAUGACGUUGUUGAUAAAGCCUAAAUACUAUGAUUUCUUCUCGAGAAGUAUGGUGUCGAUGCAGCAUUACUGGCCUAUCCGUCGCAAAAACAAAUGCAGGGAUCUUAAGUUUGCAGUUGAAUGGGGCAAUAAUCACCCUCAAGAGGCACAGGCCAUGGGGAAAGCAGGAAGCAAAUUUAUCGAAGAGAUUCUGACAAUGCGAAAUGUGUAUGACUACAUGUUUCAUUUGUUGAACGAAUACUCCAAACUCUUGAAGUUUAAACCAACAAUACCUUCAAAAGCCCACAGGGUCUGCGCCGAAUCCGUAGCAUGCUUGCAGAAAGGUUUAUGGAAGGAUUUCAUGGUGCAGUCAAUGGUGAAGUCUCCUAGUCAUAAACUUCCAUGUGCAUUGCCUCCCCCAUUUGAACCUCAAGCCAUUCAAGCUUCUCUCGACAGAGAAGACAAAAUAACAAGGCAAGUGGAGACGUGGGAGACAGAAUAUUGGAAAAAAACUAAACCAUAAGAAUCAGUAGAAAGCUAGAAACCUCUCUUUCUCCUUUUUUUCUUUCAUCAACAUCUGUAAUUAGUGUUGCCAAAUUAAGAAAAGCUUAGUCUAUUUCAGAUCAUUCUUGCACUGAUCAUAUGGAAGAAUUUGUAAUUGUAAUCAAAUACAGGACUGAUUUCAAAAUAGCAUUAAGAAACAGAGGAAUUCCUAACUUUAUAUCACCAUUUAGACUACAAGGGGUUACUUGGGAUAUUAGAGGUUAUGAUGUUUUCAGAGGAAAUACCCCAUUUAUGUUAAGUACCUUCUUUAUGUUAAAA
This is a messenger RNA of Gossypium arboreum, 2143 nucleotides long. RefSeq lists its product as uncharacterized. The coding region runs from base 297 to 1844 and encodes 515 amino acids. The transcript is spliced from 7 exons. Lineage: Eukaryota; Viridiplantae; Streptophyta; Magnoliopsida; Malvales; Malvaceae. The record is from RefSeq and is a predicted model, not a curated record.